Messenger RNA from Bursaphelenchus xylophilus (pine wood nematode), 1475 nucleotides. The record is from the annotation of a GenBank genome assembly. Lineage: Eukaryota; Metazoa; Nematoda; Chromadorea; Rhabditida; Aphelenchoididae.
AUGGAUUCGGUACGUUUUCUAUACUAAUCGUUUAUUACUGUCUAAUUUUCAGAUCUUUGUUCGUGUAAAUGGAAAAGUGGUGAAGGUGGAAGUCGAUACGCCUGGCGAGAUCGGAGUUAAUACUCUCAGGAUGGGUUUUUUGUUGGAGCGAGACCUUCCAAUGUCUUUGCGUAAGGAUGGUGUGGUUUUAAAGUGAGUUCAUACUAAUUUUUGGCCUUGUUUUUUAGUUUAGUUGAAUUAAUUAUUUAUUUUGUUAAUUUAGAUGUCGUCGCGAGGGAGAAGAUGACAUCUUCGUCCUGGGCCACAACUGGAAAGACCAGAUCUUUGACCUGGAAUGGGACGAGUCCCGUCGUUCACGGCCCAUAUCGUCAGUGAUUGCCGCACCAACGGCUGUAAGUUUCUUAUUUAUUUAUUUAGUUAUUUUUAUAGGCUGAAGCCUUUUAUAGGCUUCAAUGGAUUGCUCUUCUUACACUUCUGCUCUCACUGAACGCUCUAGCCACGAGUUACUACGUUACGACGGAGGCAAGCUAAAUUAAAAUAUAUAUAAUACAUGCUAUGUCACAACGUUUUUUCACGGAAUUCUGGUCGCGUCACGCCACGAAAACAAAUGUUUGGCGUACUGUUAAAUAAUGUUUUUUGGCUUCUUCGAGAAAUUACAAAAAUUGUAAUUUAGCCCAGUAUUGAACAAAAUCUUGACAGAAAAAAGCUAUAGACCCUAUCAGUGAAUUUUUCUUGUUAUAGUAGGUCUGGUUUGUCUUUCAAAAACACCAUGUUUGAUGAGUUUGAUAAUUAAAAUAUCUCUAGUUGCGGAAUGCCACGGAUUUUGUCAUUUUGCGAAAAGCCCGGGCAACGAUUUCAAUCAUUAUAAUAGCAGGAAAGAUAGCUCAAUAAGUCGAGUUUCGAGCCAGAAAACGUUCUGAAACUUUGCAUGAUGAUUGAGAAUGAUGUUGUAGUGCUGAUCGCCCAUUUUUGUAGGAUUCGUGACUAAACGUCGCCCGCUAGGCGAUUGCAAAGUUCUCAAUUUUGGGAAGUUUGAAGUCGAAUAUCUCAAAGACUGAAUAACACAUACAAAUUUCUGAACCUCUAACAGAGAGAUAACUGUCUACUCUUUCCAAUUCACCAUUUAUCAAGUCGCUCAAUUUUGGAUGAUCGGGUGAAAAGAUCGUAUCUUUAAGACCACCUUUUUGGAGCGAAGUGUCACAAAAAUUCGAUCGAUAAUGGCGCAAUUAGAGCUCGACUUCCGCUUUUCUAGUUGUUUCUAAACGUUGUGUGUAAUUUUUCAUUUAUUUUUAGGUUGUGGACAAACCUUGGGCGAAAAACACUGUGUUCGCUUGUGCAGUGGUGUCCGGUGCGUUUGGAGCGAUUUCCGGUGUCGCCGUGGCUUACUCAUUCUUCAACACGGCGGUUUCAAAGGUAUCUUUCGUGGUGGGAAAAAAAUAAAAAACGCGCAGCUUGCAGAGGAAGGUAUACGAUGA